Rhopilema esculentum is the source of this 5500-nucleotide messenger RNA. Its product is annotated as follistatin. Gene Ontology annotation, biological process: anatomical structure development. NCBI's taxonomy places the organism in Eukaryota, Metazoa, Cnidaria, Scyphozoa, Rhizostomeae, Rhizostomatidae. Gene Ontology annotation, molecular function: calcium ion binding; protein binding; collagen binding. The record is from RefSeq and is a predicted model, not a curated record.
CCAUUAUUUCCCCACAGUGACCCGAACACAAACGCACAAAAAUGAAGCAACUUGGUGGAUAUGCAUAAAAAGGGAUCAUAUGAAAGAGGAGCAGUGUCAACGGGGCCUCAUAGGUAAACACUGGGAUUUGUCUUGAAAUUCGCUAGUAUUUUUUAUUUACACAAAGUUGUUUCAACUUUAAGUUAUUGGUUCUAAAACACUUCUCAACUUCGCCCAUCCCGCGUGAAAUUACAGUCCCUUUUCACGAGUGUCUGAGAAAUUACAAAAAGUUUUUCAUACGAUUUAGAGUCAAUAUAUGAAGAAUGAAUGAAUGAUUUGUCUUAAAAGUUGAAUUGAUCUGUCUGUAUCAAAAAAUCAGGUGGAUUGAAAUUUGGUGUGAAUAUAAACUACAGUUUGUUGAAGAAGUGUGAAAAUUGGCAUCUUGACCCCUUUUAUAUUGAAUGGGGAAAGAAUGCUGUCUGUGUACAGUAAAGUCGAACUGACCCUUGCUAGAGCAGUCAGAGGGCUGGCUGGUUGCCCAGGUCAUUGAAUUUCUGUACUGGGGCUAGCGAAUGAACCACUGCAUCACAGCCCGAAGAGGGUUCUGGGCUUUCAUGGCCACACAGAAGGCGCUACGCUGCGCAGUGGUAAUGUGUUUUGGCGGCCAUUUUGAACCAUGCUGGUGAGAUGUCAGUGAUCAACGUUGUAACCAUCAUAAAAAACUGUUCAUUGAAGGUUGUACAGGCCCUCAAGCAAAAAAUUUGAUACCGUACACAAUUAUCACAAGUUAGCACCAUGGGGUCGACCGCAAACAGUGUUUUGGGAGGUCAACUGGCCGACUGGCAACUCUGGCUGGAAACUGACCGUUAUUUAAUCGACGGUGAAGUUGCAGGAGCGUAAAAGGUGCAAGACGCAUCCAAGUCAAGAUGGGGAACAGUUUUGCAUUGAUCUUUCUUAUUCUUGGCUGGUUAACUCUGUCCAACGCUGGGAUCUGUUGGCGACGCAAAAAUUCUGAUGGCAAAUGCUCAGGGUUUCGUGGCUUUUACUCAAGUCAAAAAUCCUGCUGUGAAGCUGGUGGGUUGGCCUAUGGCGGACGAGGCACCAUCAAGUCAAUUUUAUUCGAAUUAUUUAUUGAUCCACCUCCCUGCGUUGUCUGUAAUAAUUCGUGCUCAAAAUUAACGUGUGAGGAGGGUAUGGCUUGUAGAUUGUCUGCAGACGGUUUGCCACUCUGCUAUUGCCAAACAGACUGCUCAACGUACAAGCAUGGCCCUGUUUGUGGUUCUGAUGGUCGUACCUACAAAUCGGAAUGUUACAUGAGAAAACGUUCUUGCGGGCAACAUCGGCUAGAUGUCGAAUAUCGUGGCACCUGUAAAAAGAACUGCGUCGGUGUCACGUGCUUAGAGCGUCAGGUUUGUGUAGCAGAUAGGAGCGGCAAUUCGUACUGCAUCAAUACACAUUGUCCAUCGGCUUGUCCUUCAACUGUCAGUAGAGUUUGUGGUACAGAUGGAAAAACAUAUCUGAACAAAUGUGCCUUAAAGAAAGCAAGCUGUGUUGGUGGAAGAAAAAUCGACUUUGCCUAUUUAGGAACAUGUGAAGUGAAAAAUUCAUGUCGAGAUGUGCAGUGUCCGAAGAAGACAAAAUGUAUGUUGGAUGUGAAUCUUCAACCACGAUGUGACUUUUGUGAUUGUACUGAAAGUGAACGUGGCCUACCGGUGUGCGGGUCUGAUGGCAAAAAGUACAAAUCGUGGUGUCACAUGCGAAAGCAUUCAUGCUCCAUUGGAAAGAUAAUAAGAGUGGACCCAAGACUCAAAUGCCAGUGAAAGCUUUGUUACAAAAUGAAAACGACAGCAUGCUUGCUUCGAUAAAAUUGCCAGGUUUUUUAUGUACAAAUAUUCAGUCCGCCUGUACUAUACGAUUCCCUACGCUUUAUUGCCUGUAGUUUUUCGUUCAGCUUUGUAAAUCCAAAACAGAUAUAUGAACUUGCUCUUUCACUUACUUCAAGAUGCAACGACGUUUGCACCGAUAAUGAUUAGGAGCAAACGCCUCCUAGCAAUCCUUUAUGGCAUGUCAUAUCACAAUUUGACAUGGGCGUUUGCUUUGUACGAGCAGUGAUGGCAAAAGUUGACAUGGAGAGCAGUAGCGGUGUGGGCCACUAGGCUGUAGGGGAAGACACAAUGAAAACGUUAAGGGCGCGCCUUUUCUACAGUAAGAAAAAAGCUUCCCACUAACAUGGAACGCCUUUGCUUACCUUUUAAAACGUAAAAGCAAUUUCAAAAUCAUAGCAUCGUUUCACGAAGAAUACGUUGCCAAAAUAUCAUGCCUCUUCCAACAUUUCCUCAUCGAUUUUAGACGAAUUGCAAAAUCGACACUGUCGAAAACUAGGAUGGAAGUGUUCCUCCUCAGUCCCCUCGUGCCACCGCGAUUGCUGGGAAAGUGGGAAGCAAUCUUAUUACUGAAUCCAGCUUGUAAAAUGGAACGGUAUGGGUAGAAAGAGGGACAUGGGUAGAAAAGCAGUUAAGAGUAGUAUGCAUAUUGUGUUCUGUAAGCAGGGGCGUACCUUGAAGAUUUGGAGUAGGGGGUGUAAACGGGUGAAUUUACCGACCAAAAUUCAACUGUUGCUAAUCAAUGUAUACACGCCAAUAUACUAUAAAAAGUCAAGUUGCGCAUCCACAUUUACCGACCAACUUUCCAAAAGUGUACCACUCCCUCCCCCCCCUCCCACACCCUUUGGUAGGUACGCCCCUGUCUGUAAGUAAGAGGGGAAUAAGUUUAUUGUUGAAGCAUCUGUGUUGCUGUAAAGUGAGGCAGUAGCGAAACAGAGGCUCGUGGAGUAAGUGUUAUGGAUGCCUUGGAUGAUCCACGUGUUCGUGAAACAAAGUAAAUCAAUUUGCAUUAAACAAAUCGCAAUUACCCAUUAUGAGUAUACCUACCUGUAAAAUUGUAUUACCAUAAAUAUUUUUCACAUGAGAUCAUCAAAAUAAGCCAGAACCAUGCUAGCAAAACCUGGGGGUAUUGAAGAUUUCCACUAUUCAUAAUCAAGGUACAGACCAGUGUCCUCUGAUUUCUCUUGAAAUUUUCGUAAAUAAAGCUUAGUUUUUGGUAACUAUUUUGGUAAAAGUUUCGUUUUGAAGCUUUGGCUAGAUUUUCCGGUAUUUUACACAUUUUCUCGCGUCAAAUAUUCCAAUUUCUACAUAUGUAGAUACUUCGACAUUUACUUGCAUUUUUGCUUGUUGCUUCGAAACGAUAAUAAACAACAGUUUUUUCUAGACAUUCCUUAGUUGUCUAGGUUGUUAGCCUUCAUUAUUUGUAAGUCUUGUCCAAUGUAACGUGCUUUAGAUGUUCCAGACAAAAGAGAUCUAAAGUAUGACGUCAGCAAAAGCCUUUUAGAACUUUUGAAUUUUAACCACAUAACAUAAACGAACACCAUGAAAUACUUCAAAUUGUGGAAAUUUAUUCUAAUAUGCCUAAAAUCGAGAUAUUGCCAAUGAAAGAUGUGAAGUUUGCCAACGAAUUCUAAUAAUAGAUUUUUGUGACGUCAUCAUCUUUGAACUCUAUUAACUUUGAAAUUUUAAUUUCGACGUUUACGCUACGUGUGUUGAACCCAUGUGGAAUAACAGUGCCUGUAUUUUCCUUAACUAAUGUUAUGCAUGCUCCCCGAUGCUCGCCACUGUCAAUUAAAGUAAAGAUUUGGCUGUCAUAAAGCUAUGAACAGAGACGAAAUUACAGAGGUUUGAUGGAGAAAAAGCCAGUGCACAUGUGGCCAUACCGUAUUUUCUUGAAUGGAUGCCGCCCCUGAAUAGAAGACGCCUUUGAUUAGAAGCCGCACGAAUUUCGUAAAAACCAAAAUAGAAGCCGCCCUUGAAUAGAAGCCGCAUUUUUUCCUACUGAAGUUAACAGAAUAAUAGAAUAAUUGAGGACGUGUAUUUUCUUCAUCAUAUCAUUACGAUUUCCACUUCACUUUGCUCUAAAAUUUCAUCAGUUAAAUCCUCUAAAUUAUGAAUAUUAUAAAUAUCCGUUUCUUCUCGAAAGUUGUUUUCUAAUGUUGGCCUUGGUACAAAUUCGAUGCUUGGAUUCGAUUCACCAAAGAGUACCCUGGCUUCCUCUCAACCAAUUCAAAAUACAUUUGACUAAUUUUGCAUAUUUAGAGGUAUUUAAUGAUGCUCUUUCAGGUUAUGGGAUUCGAUUCAAAAAUUGUAAAAAAGGGUUUUUGUGACGUCAUCACUUUUGAACUUUAUUGUCGCAUUAUUAUUAUUAUUAGCUAUCAUAUUAUUGCGCUCUCAAUAGAGGCAAUUUAGAAGGGGGUAAGUGCCCCUCUUGUAUCAUUAUUUUUGGAAAUUUUAUGUUUUUGAGAAAGACUACGGAUGAAGUGAUUUUUUUCAUAAUCUUGUAUCAACAGUUGUUUUGAAAUAGACUCGUUUUAGGGGUGUGUCGAAGUAUUGGUUGUUGGAAUGUUACUCCCAUUUUUUGAUGAACAAUUUUUGAACUAAUCAUUGCCAGUGAUGUCACUUUUUAAAAGCUUCAGACAAGUGUAAAUAGAGAAAUGGGCUGUUGCUUUUGGAAACAGUCGGUGGAUACUGGUUUUCAAACGAUAUCUUCUUCUCCGAUCAUUUUAAAUCUGUUUUAAUCCUAAACUAAUCACCUGCUCACCUGCUCUCCAAUCACCUGCUCUUGUCACGUCUCUCAAUCUUCCCUUGGCAUCUUCAACAUCAAAUUAUCUCAAAAUCAGGUCUGAGGAGAUGCCAUCGCUCAACACCUGCGAGUCCUAGGUGGUCACACCCUUGUAAAGAAUUGUGGCAACACUGAUUUUUAGAAUGUGAAUUCUGGAAAUGGAAAUAUUGCGAUGAAUCUGUCUGAGUUGAUCUAUUCAGUCAUCGCAUCGUUGUUGUUUUCUUGCGCUGGUUUCGUUCGUUUAAACAAUCGCGUUUGCUUACAAUCAGUUACACUUUAAUUAUGGACACUAAAACAAAAUAUAACAAUAAGAAACUGUAGAAACUGUAGCACAGAGGAGCUACAAGAAAUCGCAGGGGGACGAAUUUAGGGCACGGCCUUCAUAGGGGAUGCGACGCUUUUCCUGAAAGACUGCGGUGACAGUGAAAAUAUUUGAAGAGAAAAUAAAGUGAGAAGGCAGUGAUUGUCUUUCGUUUUUUCGGAUCGAAAUGUCGCGAAACUGUGCAGCCUUCAGCGCGAACUUCUACCCAGUCCUUUUUCGAUCUGCGCGUGAAAAUGUUGGGUGAAAUGUUGGAUGAAAUGUUGGAUCGUUUGACCACCAUCGUUGGGUCACAUUUCACCAUAAAAGAAAAAUUUUGGGCGAAAUAUGGUUGAAAUGUUGGGUCGUUUGUCGCUUGAUCCGUUUCAGUUUUGCUACGGAACAAAAAGUGAUCCGUAGCAUUCUAAACGGGAUCUUAUGUAGGAUCAUAGUUUGCCCGUGGCCUCUUGGCGGCAUCAAUAGUAGCCAUCAAAGGAAGAGAAACUGUCUGAAAAUUUCCGUUUAUUGGCCUAAGCGGAUCACGCAUUGACAAAA